AAGUCUCAUGAAAAUACAAAACGAAACAAAAGUGUCCCGAAGACUUUAGCUAAGCCAAAUAAACUUUGGGGGGGAAAUAAAAGUCCGUUUCCUAAAAUGUUACCCCGAAGACUGUAGAAACCAGAGGAGAAAUUAUAGAUAUUUACAAAAACUCAGUUAGAAUCAAAGCAUUAAUAGAAUUUUCGGAAGGAAUGUUAAAGGUCAUGCAUUCAACAAAUAUUUAUUGGUGGCUACUGUGUGUCGGGAGACAGAGGUGAAUAAGAUGCCAGGAGAUCACAGCGUGUUGGUGAAAUAAAACUAUGAUGAAAGGCUGUAGAACAAGCAUGGGAAAAACCCAGAGUGCAGAGUCAUCCUUGCUAAUAUUCAAACCGGUAGUCCGAUUGUGAUAUUUCUGAGAAGUUAUUGGUGGCUCUGAAAAACACUGGGGCAUUUGGAAAGUUCUUGGUAAAGCAACUGGAGAUAAAAUGCAAAUACCUUCAGUUGCGGAAAAGACUCCCUUAGAAUCAAUUUAGCUUCGGAAAUGUGGAGGCAUCAGCCACUUACGGGCCUCAAGGCUAACCUUCCCCGAGGAUGCAGGUUAAAUUCAUGAAUCGGAAGACGUACCAGGAGAAAUGGAUGCUAGAAGAAAACACUGGAAGGAGAAUAUGUUUGCUCCUUUUUUCAGUGCACAGGAUGUUCUAGAUGAGGAUUCUCAGCCUGAAUCGUCUUCUGAACAAAUGACUUUAGAUAAGGCCAAUAGAAUAGAAGGAAUUUAUAAUUUGUCUAGUAGAAAGUUUCAAGAAGAAAAUAAAUUUAAGAGGAAAGAAUUUAUUUCUCAACGAAAUGAAAAAGAACAAGAACCAAAUUUAAGAGGGAGAAAGGUAAACAUUUCAAAGAAUGAAGCAGACACAAAUUCCGUCUCCUGUGAAUCAUCUAAUUUGGAUGUUGUGACCGAAGAAAGGGUUAUUAGCAUGGAACAUCAUUCUACCUGGACUACAAAGGAAUUACCAACCCUCCCGUGGCACGACACGAAGAAGAAAUUUACCGAAGGAAUGUCUCCAAAACUUCGCCUGAAUCUUUUGAACGAAGAACUGGAAGAACUUAAUAUGAAAUGCAGAAAAAUAGAAGAGGAAUUUGAAAAUGCCGAAAAAGAACUCUUGAACUCCAAAAAAGAAGUCUGUGCAAAAUCCCUGAAUUUUCAGGACACAGGGACGGAAGCUUCAAAGAAAGACUGGGAGCUCCAGGCUUUAAGAAAUGACCUGUCUGAAAGAGCAACAAACGUCCAGAACUUAACUGAAGAGCUCCAGCAAGCCAAAGAAGUCAUCCACAGGCUGAGCCGAGAGAACAGAGAUUUAAAAGAAGCCAUCAGGAAACUAAAGCGUCAAACUGAGAUUGGAAACGCACUCCUGAAGGAAGAAAUGAAACUGUAUUAUGAAUUAGAGAUGGAAAAGAUCCGCGGGGAGCUGGAUGCCAUCAAGAACGAACUGAGAGCUGACAAGACCCUGCAAGCAAGAAAUAACAGGGCCCUGGAGUUGCUUAGGAAGCACUUUGCUUCCGUAACAUCAAGUACCCUUGACAGCUUGACGGAGGAGUUUUUUUAAAACUUGAAAAAAUAAAAAAAAAGCCUUUCACGAGGCAAAUCUUGGAGCCAAA
Molecule: messenger RNA, 1632 nt
Organism: Lynx canadensis (Canada lynx)
Lineage: Eukaryota; Metazoa; Chordata; Mammalia; Carnivora; Felidae
Gene: CCDC160
Product: coiled-coil domain containing 160
Exons: 2
Coding region: 612-1580 (322 amino acids)
Source: RefSeq, a predicted model, not a curated record